Pungitius pungitius (ninespine stickleback) is the source of this 1009-nucleotide messenger RNA. Its product is annotated as troponin I, fast skeletal muscle-like. Gene Ontology annotation, cellular component: troponin complex. NCBI's taxonomy places the organism in Eukaryota, Metazoa, Chordata, Actinopteri, Perciformes, Gasterosteidae. The record is from RefSeq and is a predicted model, not a curated record. The transcript has 6 exons. Gene Ontology annotation, biological process: cardiac muscle contraction; skeletal muscle contraction. The coding region runs from base 358 to 885 and encodes 175 amino acids.
UUAGCGGCGGAUGAAUCCACGUUUGGUGCUUCAGUGAGUGUUUGCAGCAGCAGGACGCUGUCUGUGACACACACACACACACACACACACACACUCUAUUAAGGACAGCUUAAGAUCAAAGGAACCCUAAAAGGAUGAACUAAAUACAUCAUCGAGGUCCCUCUGAGUCAGAAGAUGCUUCCAGAAGGAAGGAUUCCCAAAGUGUUUGUUCCCGGCUCAGCUGCUGCCAUCGACCCUUCGGCCCGGAGUUCAACCGACAACUGCUGCUGGUCCCCCUCACACACACACACACACACACACACACACACACACAUAUAAGAGCGCUGUGGUAUUUCCAUUCUUCUCUCAGGAGUCAGGAUGGCGGAGAAAAAGAUGUCGUCGGGCCGGAGGAGUCAGCUCAAGACCUUGCUGCUGCAGAUCGGUGUGUCAAUGCUGGAGGAGGAGGCGCAGGAGGCGCAGCAGCAGAAGGAGAAGCACAUGGAGGAGAACUGCCCCAGCUUCUUCCUCCCAGGAUGCAUGCACGAGCUCCAGGAUUUGUGCCGUAAGCUUCACAAGCAGAUCGACCUGGUGGACGAGGAGCGAUACGACAUGGAGGCCAAGGUGAACAAGAGCAACAAGGAGAUCGAGGACCUGAAGAUGAAGGUGCAGGACCUGAAGGGGAAGUUUAAGAAGCCGGUCCUGAAGCGGGUUCGGAUGUCGGCGGACGCCAUGCUGGCCGCCCUGCUGGGCUCCAAACACAAAGUGUCCAUGGACCUGAGGGCCAACCUGAAGCAGGUCAAGAAGGAGGUGAAAGAGGAGGAGAAGCCAGCCGGCGACUGGAGGAAGAGCAUCGAAGACAAGGCCGGGAUGGGGGGCAGGAAGAAGAUGUUUGAGACCGAGGCAUAAACAGCAGCGUCAUCUUCUGUUAAACACUUUCAUCCACUUCUGUGUGUGUGUGUGUGUGUGUGUGUGUGUGUGAGAGUCUGUGCUGCUGGCAAUGCGUUGAGUUGAUUAAAUGAAUAAAUCUUGU